Lentinula edodes (shiitake mushroom) is the source of this 924-nucleotide messenger RNA. RefSeq lists its product as uncharacterized. The transcript is spliced from 3 exons. The record is from RefSeq and is a predicted model, not a curated record. Lineage: Eukaryota; Fungi; Basidiomycota; Agaricomycetes; Agaricales; Omphalotaceae. Bases 7 to 564 code for a protein of 185 amino acids.
GCCCAGAUGUUACCACCUUAUUUCACGAGUCUAUAUAGACUGUUCCUACGAACAAGCUCUGCAUCUGUUCUGCACCAAAGUUCCGCCGUUCGAAAUAUUCGCUCUCUCUGGCGACCAGUAUUUACAGAUGCUGCUCGUGUUAUCAACAAACUACAAACCAACCCUUCGGAUCUCGAGAAAAAUUCACUUCAGAAUCGGCUGAAAGAUUGGGAAACACAAAUGGACCGAACCCUAUCCCUUCUUUAUGCCUCUGCCACCUCUCGUGGUCUUCCGCAUCAACUAACCCGCAAUUUAUCUCAAUUAUACCAUUCAGAGUAUGAACGAAUGUCGAACCGAAAAUAUCCAGUAUGGAAUGCCCAGCUACCUCCCCGUUCCCAUGAGUACCACAUUCCUGCUCCUGACACAACCCCCAAAGCUCUUAACAAGGAAGAAAAGGCGCGUCAGGUGCAGUAUUUGGAGGAUCGUGCGUGGAACGCUCUUGGACUUGCUGUCAGUAUGGCGGAAGGUCGUGAUAAGUUGUCUCUAGGUAGAGUAGUCGUGAAGGGGAAGUUGCGGCAGAAUUGAAGUUUCAGCUGUUACGAUUCGUAUAACGAUUGUUAUCCGUAAAGCUCCAUAUUUGUCCUCAGGAGUUUGCCGCGAACUCGUUUCCAGUUUUUUCUUCUCACCAGCAUUGAAUCUGACCACUCUCCAGCUCUCACGCUCCAUGUUUGUCCAAUAUAGAACGGUACUGGUGAGGCCUCUUUUAUCGCGAGUAUCUUCGAACCCGAAUUUCGACGGUUUAAACGCUUUCAAAGGUUCAAGUGACUGAAUGCCUCCAGGCUUCAAGGUUUAAUAUAAGAGUUGAGCAGGUUGCUCUAUUCAACAGCAACGCAGAUCCUCUCUCACCAGAAUGCUUAGAAGCUUCGAAACGCCCUAAAACACCUA